Molecule: messenger RNA, 1770 nt
Organism: Drepanopeziza brunnea f. sp. 'multigermtubi' MB_m1
Lineage: Eukaryota; Fungi; Ascomycota; Leotiomycetes; Helotiales; Drepanopezizaceae
Source: RefSeq, a predicted model, not a curated record
AUGCCAGACGACCGUGAAGAGCGUCUGGAGCCACCGGCGAAAUCAAUCGAUGACCCAGGGGCCCACGACUUAGGUAACGAUCCACAUUUUGUAUGCCGUUCAAGUAUUGACUGGGUGCACGCAGAAUCAUCCGAAGAAUCCGAAGACCACUUCUCUGAUGCCCAGUCUGGUCUCGAUCCACUUGAAUCUCCAACCGCUGACGGUGCCGCUUCGCCCAUUCCUCACACCCGCGUCGAGAAAGUCGACGACGAGGCCAGCUACGGAGAGGAACCUGGCACCGAGGCCUACCGUUUGAGAGAGCAGGAUGCCGCCCCGGAUGAGAUCGCCGUUAUCCCAGACGCUAGAAGUCCCGAUUUCAACGCUCCCGACAGCAAGCCUUCUAGCCCUCUUACCCCUACUGGCGGGCAUCCAAUUCCGCUAAUGAUAGUGGAGAAAAUCGACCCCGAGACUCCAAGCCAUGGGGAGGUGCCAGGAACUUUGGCUCACGACCUGCGUGCCGCAGACGCUGUGCCAGACCUCGUAGUGAAAUCUGGAUCUAGUGACCGCAGUCGCUCAUCCAGCAUCAGAUCUCGGGCCAACAGCACCCCUGGCGACCUUCCGAUCCCCUUGACCAGGGUCGAGAAAAUAGACUCCAGCCCUCGCCACGGCGAAGUCCCAGGAACCAAGGCAUACGAGCUACGGAGAGGGGACGCAGAGCCGGACAUCGUGGAGGAAGUCGGGGAAGACGAUCCAGGUAAGGGCAUUUUGCUUGCGUGCACUUCAGAGCGAUUGACCGGUUCAGGGUCGCCAACGUCUCCUGCUGCUAGGUCCCCAAUCAUAAACCACGCGAGGCGGAAGUCAUCUGCGGCUGGGAAGAAGGGGGCACCUGCUUCUGCUGCUGCUGAUGCUGCGGCUGAGUAUGACGAGGCAGAGGAUGGGUCGGACGGUGGGUUUGGAGACGAUUUCGAUGAUUUUGAAGAGGGAGAGGAAGAUGCAGAGUUUGGUGAUUUUGGGGAUGAUUUCCAGGAGGCAGCACCAGCUCCACCUCCACCACAGUCUAUUCCAGUAACACCGUCAUUUCCCGUACUCGACUUUGCAGACCUCGAUUCCCCAGAAGAAGUCCAAGCAGCAACAGAGUCCUACAUGAACGCCCUCUUCCCCGCGGACUCAAUCGACGCCUCCGUCCUCCCACCCGUAACAGCCGAACAUCCCAUCUUCCUCACACCACGAAGCGCAUCCCUCUGGUCCCAACUCGUAGCUCCUCCCCCACUACAGCCACCCAACUGGAUCCGGUCCCGGAUCCGCCGGCUCUUCCUCGUCUCCCUCGGCGUCCCCGUCGACCUCGACGAGAUCCUGCCCGCCUCCAAACAAAAGAAGCUCAUCCUUCCCUCCAUGAACCUCAACCCGGCCUCGGGCUCCCCGCGCACCUCCAGCGACUCCCGCUCCAUCUCCCGCCUCAAGCAGAGCGACGGCAACGCAUCCAGCACCUCCGUCGACUCUCAAGGCAAGCCCUCCCGCUCGGACUCGAAGCGGAGACGGGGCCCACCGCCGGCGCCGCAGCUGGAUCUCAUCUCCGCCAGGCAGCUGUGCAGCUUCACCGACGAGGCCCUGGACGGCCUCACCGCCGAGGAGCUGAAGGCGCACGUCGCCAAGCUGGAGGAGAUGCAGGGCACGGCCAAGGAGGUGCUGGAGUACUGGAAGAAGCGGACCGACGAGAAGAUAGGCGACAGGGAGGCCUUCGAGGGCGUGAUUGAGAACCUCGUGAAGCAUGCCAGGAAAGUCCGGAAGUAG